Molecule: messenger RNA, 1575 nt
Organism: Entrophospora sp. SA101
Lineage: Eukaryota; Fungi; Glomeromycota; Glomeromycetes; Entrophosporales; Entrophosporaceae
Source: the annotation of a GenBank genome assembly
AUGUCUAGUGAUGAGCAAAAAUAUGACGAUAUUCCAAGGGAUGUUAUAAACAAAAGAAUUCAAUCUGAAGAUCAAUUAGCAACAAUUCGUUAUGUUGGCCCUGUCCCACCUACAAAAGGUAUAUGGUAUGGUGUUGAAUGGGACAAUAUUUCAAGAGGCAAACAUGAUGGUUUACAUGAUGGUGUAAGAUAUUUCACGUGUAGUGUUCCAAAUAGUGGAUCUUUUAUUAGGCCUUCUCCAAAAAUACAUUUUGGUCGUAAUUUGGAUACAAUUUAUUGGGCCGGUAAUACAAAAAUAGAGGUUGAGGCUAUAGGAUGGGAAAAGAUUCGUAGAAAACAAAGGCAAUUGGAUAGAUUGACAGAAGUAGGUUUAUCUUUUGAACGAAUUUCAAAUGCAGGAAAGCCUGGAGAAAUCGAAACGACUUGUCCAAAUAUAAUUGACUUGAAUUUGUCAAAAAAUCUAAUAUCUGAUUGGGAAACUGUUGCUCGAAUUUGUGAUCAAUUAAAAAAACUGCAGGUUUUAAGAUUAAAUUACAAUAGAUUUCAAGGGUUAAAAGUGGUUCCUGAUUUUAAAAUUUCAUUUACAAAUUUAAAAAAUUUAUCUUUGAAUUAUACUAGGAUUGAAUGGAAACAGAUUGAACUACUUGAACCAUGUCUUUUGAAUUUGGAAAAUUUACAAUUAGGUUUUAACAAUAUUAAAAAUUUUGGAGAUAUUGAUGGUGAAAAGGAAAACCAGAUAAAAAAAAGCAAGAUAAAAGGUUUUUCCAAAUUAAAAACACUAAAUCUUGAAUCUAAUAUUAUUGAUAGUUGGGAUGAAAUUGCUAGAUUUUCAGGAUUACCACAGUUGGAAACACUUUUUAUUAGUAAUAAUUUAAUAAACAAUAUUUAUUAUCCUAAAGGAGUUGAUAAUCAAGAGUUUCCAAAAUUAAAAUAUUUAAAUGUUAGCGAAAAUAAAAUCAAUGAUUGGCAAAAUGUUAAUGAACUUAAUAGGUUUCCCUCAUUAGAAGAGUUAAGAAUUAAAAAAAAUCCACUUUUUGAUAGUAUAAAAGCCGAUGAAGCAUACAUUCUAAUUGUUGGUAGAAUUAAAGGAUUAAAAAUGAUGAAUGGAAGUAUGAUAUCAUCUAGCGAUAGAAUUGAUACUGAAAGAUAUUAUUUGAGAUUAUGCAUCAAGGAUUUGAAAUCAUCUGAUGAAAUAGAGAAACACCAUCCUAGAUUUAAAGAAUUAUGUGAAAUUCAUGGCGAACCUACUUUUGAUGAUAGAAGUUCAAAAGCAACUAGUAGCAUGUUGAAAGAUAGAUUAAUAACUUUGACUAUUACCCAUAGAAAAUCUCUUGAUGAAGAGCCAAUAAAAAUAAUAUCAAAAAAACUUUUAGGAACUUUAACUUUGAGAAAUUUAAAAAAUAUAUUUCAAAAAUCAUUUGGAAUACCAGCAUCACAACAAAGAUUAUAUGCAAUUAUUAAAGAUGAGACUGUAAAAGGCACUUCAAUAUCAAAAUUUGAAAUGAAUGAUGAUUUGAGACAAUUAUCAUAUUAUGAUUUUAUAUCAGGAGAUGAAAUCAUAAUAUUAUCAAAAUAA